This is a messenger RNA of Lathyrus oleraceus (garden pea), 3987 nucleotides long. RefSeq lists its product as uncharacterized. The transcript is spliced from 7 exons. The record is from RefSeq and is a predicted model, not a curated record. Gene Ontology annotation, biological process: negative regulation of transcription elongation by RNA polymerase II. The coding region runs from base 145 to 3870 and encodes 1241 amino acids. Gene Ontology annotation, molecular function: zinc ion binding; nucleic acid binding; histone reader activity. NCBI's taxonomy places the organism in Eukaryota, Viridiplantae, Streptophyta, Magnoliopsida, Fabales, Fabaceae.
AUAUAAUUAUAUUAUAUUAUCAUUACGCACUUUUCACUUUUUCACACCUCACUCACUGAGUAAACCUUCGCGGGUUCUACUAUUUUCUACCGCAAUUUUUUCAGUGUUCUCAGUUUCUUGGAGAAAUCCUCAAUUGUCACAACAAUGAACGGAAAUUCUCAAAACAAUUAUAGAGGUGGCUGGAAUAGUAAUAAUAUUCCAUCCACUAAUUUUAGUCCGGGACUAAUUCCUCAAGGUAGUGGUCCUCACGCCUUUGCUGGUAACUGGCACAUACCACAUCAAACGCCGACAUACUAUGCUGAUAACCGGCACAUACCACAUCAAACACCGACAUACUAUCCUGAUAACCGGUACAUACCACAUCAAGCUUCGGCACAGUAUGUUAACAGGAACUUAGCACAUCAAACACCAACUGAUAAUAGGCACUUACCACAUCCAAUGCCUACACACUAUGCUGACAAUAGGCACUUACCGCAUCCAACUCUGACACACUAUGCAAAUAACAUGCACUUACCACAUCCAACGCUGACACACUAUGCUGAUAACAUACACUUGCUACAUCAAACGCCGGAACACCAUGCUGAUAAGAGGCACUUGCAACAUCCAACACCGACACACUAUGUUGAUAACAUGCACUUAACAUCUCAAAUGCCGGCACACUAUGCUGAUAAGAGGCACUUGCCACAUCAAACGGUGGAACACUGUACUGAUAACAAGCACUUGCCAUCUCAAACGGCGGCACACUAUGCUGAUAAGAGGCACUUGCCACAUCAAACAGUGGACUGUACUGAUAACAAGCACUUGCCACAUCAAACUCCGGUACACUAUGAAGAUAAAAUGUGUUUGCCACAUCAAAAGACAAAAGACUUGACUGAUAAAAUGCACUUACCAAAUCAAUUUCUAGAAGAUUGUGCUGCUAACAAGUGCUCACCACAUAAAACACCAGAUCACAAUGCUGAUAAGACAAAGUUACCUCAACAAACGUCAGAAGCCUAUGCCGAUAAGAGGCAGUUACCUCAUCAAACGUCAGAACACUCUGCUGAUAAGAACUUAUCUCAACAAACACCUAAAGACUCUGCUGAUAAGAAGCUCUUACCACAACAAACACCUAAAGACUCUGCUGAUAAGAAGCUCUUACCACAACAAACACCUAAAGACUCUGCUGAUAAGAACUUAUCUCAACAAACACCUAAAGACUCUGUUGAUAAGAAGCUCUUUCCACAACAAACACCUAAAGACUCUGCUGAUAAGAACUUAUCUCAACAAACACCUAAAGACUCUGCUGAUAAGAAGCUCUUACCACAACAAACACCUAGAGACUCUGCUGAUAAGAAGCAAUUACCACAACAAACACCUGAAGACUAUGCUAAUAAGAAUUGCUUACCACCGCUUUUAUUCUGUGAAGUUUGUGAUCUUAUUUUGAAUCCCAAGUGUAUGGAAAGUCAUAAUAAAGGAAAGAGACAUCGAGGAAGGUUAUUAGAAGUAAGUGAGCAAGCAACGAAACAUAAAACUUCACGUGGAGAAGAGAUUGGACAUAAUCGAAGUUCUCAAAUUGGUAAAGAAGCCUAUGUUGAUAACAAAUGCUUACCUCAUCGAAUGUCAGAACAGUAUGCUGCUAAGAAGAACUUAACACAACAAACACCUGAAGUCUAUGCUGAUAAAAAGUGCUUACAGCAACAAACACCAAAAGACGUGGCUAAUAAAAGGCCCUUACCACAUCAGAAGCUGAAAGCCUAUGCUGAUAACAUGUGCUUACUGCAACAAAGAGCAAAAGACUUUGCUAAUAAAAGGCCCUUACCACAUCAGAAGCCGGAAGCCUAUGAUGAUAAGAAUAACUCAUCACAACAAGCACCUGAAGACUAUGCUAAUAAGAAGUGCUUACCAUCAAUGGUAUGUUGUGAUAUUUGUGAUGUUAAGGUUAGUCCCAAGUGUUUGAAAGAUCAUAAUAAUGGAAAGAAACAUCAAAGGAGGUUAUUAGAACUACGUGAGAAAUCAAUGGAACAUAAAACUUCAAAUGGAGAAGAGAUUAGACAUAGUCAAAGUUCUCAAGAUAAUCCAGUAGUUCAACCUAAGAAAGUUCCUGCUGUUGUUUCUAAAAGGAAAAGGCAUCGCACUCGUGCAAAGGAUCUUGGUUUCAAGGUAGAGAAUGUGAAAAAUGAAACUUCAAGUUUCAAGGAAAAGAAAGUUCCAGCUGAAAUGUCUAAUAUAAGUAAAGUCAUGGAUAACACCGAUGCCAAGUGUCAUGGUUUCAAACACGAGAUUGAAGGAGCAACAGGAGGUAAGUACAUGAAGAUGAAUGAUGGGACAAGAAGGUUUGUGAAAUCAUCAAAAAUUGAGGUCAAUGCUGUGUCGAAUUCGGUCAAAUCUCUAGUGCAAACACCUGAAAUAGCACCACCAUCAGGGUGCGUGGCUUCUUCUGAAAUAGCACCAGUCCUUGCUGAAAGAUCUAGUUUUGAGCUACAGUCUCAACAUGUUUCAGCCUCACUUUCUCAAAAUACUACUGUGGAAAAGAAUGAUCAGCCACAAUCAACCCCAGUAGAGUUGAAUGCCUCGUCAAACUCUAAUAUUGUUGCCGAAACAGAAUAUACAAGUUCUGAUUUUGCUGCAACAGUAACACCACAAGGUCCUGUGGCUUCUCAUGAUCAACCACACUCAAUAUCAAUGGAGUUCCAUGCCACUGCCGGUUCUGAUGUUAAUACCUUGAUCAAAGGUACAUGUUCUGAUUCUGGUGCUAUCCUAAUAGCACCACCACAAUCUCCUAUUGCUUAUGAGGUACCCACACCAGUAGUAGUUAUACAGACCGAAAUGUCAGAUAGCAAAGUUCAUAAUGAGAUUCAGAAUCAUAUUGUUGAUUCAAAUAAUCAGCAACAUUCAACCUCAACGGAGUUGCACAACAUUGCCGGUUCUAUGACAAACAACCAAACAGAAGUUGUGAAUUCUGACUCUACAGCGAUAGAAAUAUAUACAGAACCACUUGCAUCCCUACUGCCAGAUGCAGGGGGGUCAAGUUUUGAGCCUGUUGAGAGCCAACAUCCUGCUGAGGAAUCAGAUAUUGAACUGCUACCACCUGUCUUAAUGGAGAUUGAUGGCGCUUUAGAGAUCAGUGUUGAAACCAAAACUGAAGAUGGGAGUUCUCAAGCGGAAAGGAAGAUGGAUGUCGAUCGUUCUCCUGAAUCAGGGAAAACUAAGUUGCUUAAGGUGUCUGUUUGUCUUACGUGUGGCGAUGAAGGCUUUAAAGAGGCAAUAGUAUAUUGCAGCAAAUGUGGAGAUUAUGCAAUGCAUAGAUAUUGUUUAGCUGGUCCUGUGAUUUUUACCGACAAGGUUACUUGGUUUUGUGAGGAUUGUGAAGAAAUGGUAUUAGAAGUAGAUCAUCCUAACACUGAAACUUCAGAAUCAGUAAAAGAUGAAGUUGUUUUUGAUCCGCAACCUAUUGCUGAUCCAAUCUGGAGUGGAAGUUUGCAGGUUUUCAACAAAAGCUUUGAUAAAAUCAAUGGACUAAUGGGCCAUUUGUCCACAUUAGCUUGCCCUAAAGUUCUUCAGGAGGCAAGACAUCUCCCUGACGUGCUUUAUGCCAACUUGCUUCAAAGAUCAGCUGUUUGGCCAAAGAGUUUCAAGAAAUUUGGAACAAAUAAUCUGAGCAUUGGGCUCUAUUUCUUUCCUGACAAUGAAAGAGUUGAGAGAUAUUAUGACCAGUUAGUUGAUGAAAUGAUUUCCAAUGAUCUUGCCAUUAGAGUUAUGGUUGAAAAAACUGAGCUUUUAAUUUUUCCUUCUACAUUGCUCCCAAGACAAUACAAGAGAUUUCAUUCAAAGUAUUAUUUAUGGGGUACUUUUAGAAGAAAGCAUGCCUCAAGCACCAUGGAAGAUACAUGAUCCUGGAUAUGAGUGAUGUUGACGUGUUAAGGAGAUAAUAGUUCUCAUUUUUUGUUACCAAUUAUGUAAUUUAAAAGAUAAUUUUUUUAAAUAAUAAAUUUUAUAGGUUUAAACCAA